This is a messenger RNA of Hippocampus zosterae (dwarf seahorse), 4929 nucleotides long. RefSeq names its product synaptotagmin III (gene syt3). Gene Ontology annotation, biological process: regulation of calcium ion-dependent exocytosis; cellular response to calcium ion; calcium-ion regulated exocytosis. Gene Ontology annotation, molecular function: phosphatidylserine binding; calcium ion binding; SNARE binding. Bases 604 to 2292 code for a protein of 562 amino acids. The transcript is spliced from 13 exons. Gene Ontology annotation, cellular component: membrane. The record is from RefSeq and is a predicted model, not a curated record. NCBI's taxonomy places the organism in Eukaryota, Metazoa, Chordata, Actinopteri, Syngnathiformes, Syngnathidae.
CACAGGGCGGGAAGCUGAGAGCGAGCAUCCAGCAAGGAAGGAGGAGGAGGAGGAGGAGAAGUGGGGUGGUGGGUUCGGAAUAUUAGAGCGAACAGGAGGGUUGCCAUCAUUUGCUCCAUUUCUCUCCGGCCUCGUCAGCUCAUCCUGGCGCGUGCGUGCGUGCAUGCGUGCGUGCGUGGAAGAGAAAGAAAGAAAGAGGUGGGAGAAAAACAAAACGCUGGGACCGCCUGCUUUUUUUCACUGUCCCCCCUCCAUCCCCUCCAAUUGUGUUUUUACCUGACGUGACGGCAGCAAGCGACGAGAUUCGUACACGUUCCACGGUGAUGUCAGGCAGCUUGGAGAGUUCUUGCAGAAAGUCCGUGAUGAUUGGCUGAUUGGUUUCAGCCACAGGAAAAUAAAGCGAGCUGCUUUAGCAACGUGACAACAUGCCAAAGACUAAGUGAGUCAGUGGGGUCAAUCACUCCUUCAUGGGCCCAUCAUCAUUCCGGUCCGUGUGAUUCCGGCCCCGACGUUAACGGGCUGAGCCUUAUCUCACGGGUGGCGGGUCGAGGCGCUGUGCUGUGACUGGCCGAGUGCGGGCGAGAGUGCGAUGCAGAUUGGAGGAUGUCGGGCGACUGGGAUGAAGACUUGUGCAAGAAGGCGCUGAUGCUGGUGGAGGAGCUGUGCUUCAACUCGCCUCGUGGACACAGCCAGAGUGAACUGUGCCAGGAGUUCAGCUACCUGCUUCGGGGACGCAACAGACAGCUGGACGCAGAGAUCUCUGUGAGUCUGCUGUCGGUCAUCGUGACGUUCUGCGGCAUCGUUCUGCUGUCAGUGUCGCUCUUCGUGUCGUGGAAGCUAUGCUGGCUGCCGUGGCGGGACAAGGAGGGCGGCGGCCUGAGCCUGACAUCGGGGCUGUUGCCCGGAAGCGCCGGCGUGGGCGGCAUGCCCGGCUCCUCCUUUCUGCCGCCGCUGCUGCAGCGCAAGGAGGGCCAGUCGUCGUCGUCGCUCUACCCCUCGCUCGGCCAGCAGGGGCAGCACCACCCGCACUUCUCCGACCUGGUGGGGCUGGAGAGGGGCGAUGGUGGCGGCGGCCUGGUGGGCGGCCCGCAUGAGACCCAGGAGCACUCCUACCUGGACAUGGACUCCUAUCCCAACAAUGCUGGAACGCUCAAGCUGAGCCAAACGUCUCCGGACGUGCCCAACUCGGAGGGCGGCACCCACCCCCACAAAGAUCUGCCCAAUGCCGUCUCCCAGCAGCAGGUCGCCGCACGGCCCAAGCCGAUGACUCACCAGCUGUCCAGUCCCGACUUCCACGGCGAGGAAAAGGAGCAGGUGACCAGCAUCGGUCAGAUCAAACCCGAGCUCUAUCGGCCCAAAGGUGACCAGGGUGACGGCAAGCAGGGUGAAGCCUGCGGCAAAAUCAGCUUCCUGCUGCGCUACGCCUUCAACACGGAACAGUUAGUGGUGAAGAUCCUCAAAGCAUUGGAUUUGCCGGCCAAGGAUGCCAACGGUUUUUCCGACCCUUACGUCAAGAUCUACCUGCUGCCCGACCGCAAGAAGAAGUUCCAAACUAAGGUGCACAGAAAGACGCUGAACCCCGUGUUCAAUGAGACGUUCCAGUUCGGCGUGCCUCUGAACGAGCUCCACUCUCGCAAGCUUCACUUCUCCGUCUACGACUUUGACCGCUUCUCCCGCCACGACCUGAUUGGGCAGGUCGUUGUGGACAACCUGCUGGACUUCAGCGAGGGCAGCGGAGACAAACCAGUGUGGAGGGAUAUCGUGGAAGGCACUGCGGAGAAGGCCGACCUCGGGGAGCUCAAUUUCUCGCUGUGCUACCUGCCCACAGCCGGCAGACUUACGGCCACAGUCAUCAAGGCCACCAACCUGAAGGCCAUGGACCUAACUGGUUUCUCAGACCCUUACGUGAAGGCCUCAUUGAUCUGCGAUGGUCGCCGGCUGAAGAAGAGGAAGACAUCCAUUAAGAAGAACACGCUGAAUCCAACCUACAACGAGGCACUGGUGUUCGACAUUCCCAACGAGAACAUUGAGAGCGUGUCCAUCGUCAUCGCCGUGAUGGACUACGACUGCAUCGGUCAUAACGAGGUGAUAGGAAUGUGCCGUGUGGGCAGCGAUGCCGACGGCCCGGGGAGGGAGCACUGGACCGCCAUGUUGGCUAAUCCACGCAAGCCAAUAGAGCACUGGCAUCAGCUGGUGGAGGAAAAAGCAAUCGGUACGUUUGUGUCGACGAAGGAAGAAGCGUCACCCUCCUCCAAGCCACACAUCGUGGUGGACAGUCCUCACUCCGAUUAAACGGGUCCACAACCGUCUCUCCACCUCCAGACGUUUCCUUUUUCUCUCCUCUCAUCUGUGAAUACACCUUUUUUUGCCAUCAAAGAGAAACUCGGAGAUACACUCAAAGUUGUUGUGCUUCCGCUCAAUCCGUCGACAAAAAUAAACAAAACAAAAUGAAAAAAAAACCCCAAAACAAACGACGACCACGCAGCAGCGGAGACAACCACAGCAACUUACAGUCAGUUUGCUGUCUAGGCGUAGUUGAUAUUUAGUAUUUGCUCUAGGCGGAGUUUGCUGUGAUAAACUCUUAAAAAAAUAAAAUAACUACACUUCAAAAAUUAAGCCAUCCUCAAGGGGGGGUCACCAGGAGUGGGACCAAAUCUCUUGUACAAAAUCUCAGAGAAGAAGAUUGACCGUAUCAUACAAGGUAGCGGGACCUGCUGGAUUCACCGGGCCUUGCCGGCCUUUGAUGCACCCGAGCCCAGGAGGAAGGAGGACCAACGUGGUCUUCAUUGAUGUCAAAGGAGCCAGGACAGGACUGACUGUAGCCUGAGCAUGUUACCUUGUGUCCUUCUUCUUCACGCAUCCGGUCGUCAUCAUGGCUUCUUCUUUUAACAUUCUCGGGACGGAGCAAUGUGAAGUUUGGUACCAGGAAUGCGAGGGACGCCUAAAAACACUGUCCGACUUUUCCCUGGCGGAUGCAUCCCAGGGGGAGAAAAAAAUACAGGAUUUAGCUUUGAAUUUUUCCCAUCACAAGCUUUAGAAUCAUCGAGUGACACGUGGCACACGUCUGUGUUGCUUUUAUCCGUGUGUUUCCGUGUUCGUUGGUGUGUUUGUUUUGUACUUGUGUGGGUGCGUGUGUGUGUGUGUGUGUGUGUAUACGUAUGCCUGUGUGUCCUAGUGACCUCCUGCUGUGAUCAUUUCUCCCCGUACCCUCCCUGCACCACUUCGUCUUGGUCUGACUUUACCGUCCCCGCCCCCUCCCCGCCCACCCCCAAACUUCUACGAGUUCUAUCUCACAUAAUAAGGAGCCAUAUUGUUGUGCGAACAAUAUACAGAUGGCAGAACAUCGACAUUGCAACAUCAAAUAAAACGAAAGUUGGGCAAUCACUUCAAGGUUGGAAUGUGGGUUGCAACUGCUUAAACUAGGCGGCCCAGUGGUCCAGUGGUUAGCACAUCGACCGCGCAGUGCAGAGAUACCAGGUUCAAUUCCAGCUCCGGCCUUCCUGUGUGGAGUUUGCAUGUUCUCCAAGGGCCUGUGUGGGUUUUCUCCGGGUAUUCUGGUUUCCUCCCGCAUUCCAAAAACAUGCACGGCAAGCUAUUGUCCCUAGGUGUGAGUGUGAGUGCAAAUGGUUGUUCAUCGCUGUCGAUUGGCUGGCAACCGGUUCAGGGUGUCCCCCGCCUACUACCCGAAGACAGCUGGGAUAGGCUCCAGCACCCCCACGACUCUUUUGAGGAAAAUUGGAUUGAAAAUGAAUGAAUGAACUGCUUAAACUCCACCAAGAGGAAUGUUUUCCCACAUUAAUGGGUACGGGUUUUUAGGUUUGGGAUUUGGCUCCCAACACUACCAAGGCGCUAUUUUCUCCACAUAAAUCCCAUAGAUUCAGGACUUCUGAGGCUUCCCGGUUAAAUUCACUUCACUUGCAGCAUUGUGUCUCGGGGGCAAUUUAGUGAGACGGUCGUAUCCAACUGUCAUGUAAUCGCUGGAAGGAAGGGAGCUCGCCAAAGGGACAAUAGUCACAGAGUGUUGGAGUCUUUUUCAGCAAUUGUCCUUCAGGCAUCCUCCUCAUUUGGAGCGUAAUUGUCGGUGCAAACGUAUUUAAGUGGACAAUCGGGAAGGGAACCACCAAAUUUAAAUCCAGUAAAACUACAUUUCUGAACGCGGAAGCCCAUCGAGUGUAGCGUUUGCUGUGAGCAGGCUCUGCUCACCCGUCUUUUAAAGACCAGUAAAAAUGAUGGCUCGUUCAAGAUCGGGAUACUCCAUGAACCAGUUCAAUUGAACUGCAGGGCCAUACGGUCGCCUAGUGGCAGUUUGUAGACACAGUUGGAGUUGCUUUUAAAAUACAGUCAAACUGCUCACCUGACUGAUCUUACAGUCUGUGUAACGGCGCUCCUUCUGAGCGCCUCAUGAAACCCUUCUGGCCUCCCACCCUCUUCCUCCCUCCCGGUGUCGUGUAACUCUGUCGUGCUUCUCGCUGUUUUGUGUGCUAUGCGAAAACCCGGGCGACGGUCAUAAAAAUACAACAAAAAUGUUUGGGUUUUAAAAAAAUUCAUCUGGUAAAAUGAAUGGAGAUGAGUGUGCGUCAUGUGACUUGUAGAGUAUGGAUCAACUUUAUCCGAGUCAAAAAAUGAUCGAUCCGGCGGUCCCAGGGCUCCAUGACACGCCCCAUCUCGCAUCCGCUCGUCAGCUCAUUUUAACCCUACUUAACCACCAUGCCGCCGCCUCAUUUUAAACGCGCCCCCUUUUCUCGUCUACCUUUUUCACCAUACAUCCUUCCCUGUCCUCCAUCUUGUCCCCCGCCCCGGCUGUCUUGUGGUGUUGUGAAUGGUCGCGAUGGAGAUCUGCAUGCUUCUCAAUUAACACGAAUGAUGUCAACUCGAUGCAAAAUGACAUAAGCAACACUCAGAGCUAUUAAAAAAAAGAGAGAAAAGAAA